AAGUGGACUAGUAGAUUGACUUUUCAUUGGAACUCCGUUCCGCUUUUAUUUGCAUCCUCUAUCCCAGCCUUUGCUUAGGGCAGGAGGUUUCCUCAGGUUCACCUCCACUAAUUUGUGCCAGUUUCAGAAGAUAACUGAAAGAGGUUGAAUUUCGAGAUGGGUUGCUUGGCUUUUGUCAAGUUUGCAUUGAUACGCUUUGAUGCUCUUGCAUGGCCUCUUUUUGCUUUGGGUUAUCCUCUAAGAGCUUCCAUUCAGGCAAUUGAGGCUGAUUCGAGCUCUGACUGCAAGAAAUUGGUUACCUACUGGGUUAUCUUUUCAUUGAUUUCCCUAUUUGAGCAUGCUUUCAUGGGGCUGCUUCAAUGGCUACCAUUCUGGCCAUACAUGAAGCUAACCCUCGUCGGCUGGUUGAUGAUACCUCGCUUUGAUGGUGCUUUAUAUGUCUAUGACAACUUUGUUCACCCAUGUGUCUAUGUGGACAUGCAAACUAUCAUUAACUGGUUCAAGAAGCAGCAGGAGUUCUUUCUGAACGACAAUUUUCUUGCUGAGGCAGAUAAAUAUGUGAAGGCAAAUGGACCCGAAGCUUUGGAGAAACUUAUUGCUACCGAGUCAAAGGGCAGAGAGCCUAGCAAGCUGCAGAGAGAAAUAAAACCUGCACAAGUAACAGAGGAAAAGGAAACUGCUGCAGUGGACCUGUUUUUUCAGAUUCCUGAAACAGAGCCCAGCGCUGCUCAGACACAGUUCAAGAUGUCGGCAGCUGCCCGUUCGGAGAUAAAGGAAGCAACAUGUUGGGAUCUUCCUGAGAUACCUUCAGAUAAGCAAGUUCAGAAGGAGUGGACCUGUGCCAUGUGUCAAGUAACAACCUCCUGUGAGAAAAACUUGAACAUGCAUCUCCAAGGAAGACGACACAGGGCUGCUUGUGAGGAGCUAAUGAAGGCAAAGAACCAGCCUUCCAAAGGCAAGGUUGCUCCUGCUUCAGCGGUUAAGGACUCCAAAAAGGAACCUGAGAAACUUGCUUCCAGCAGUAGUACUCAGGCCAGCCAAAAGAUGCAGCAACCUUCCAACGGCCAAGUCUCUGCUGCUUCAGUGGCUAAGAACUCUGAUCUUCCCAAAAAUGAACCUGAGAAAUGUGCAACCAGCAAUAGUACACCCACAUGCAGCAAAGCCGUGAAUCCUAAAACAGGGAUAAGCAAUGGAAGCAAACCUGAUCUGCCCAAAGAGGAACCAAAGAACUCGUUACCAAAAAAUAAGGCAGGAAAUCAACAAAAAUCAAGAGAAAAGGUACAAGGCCAGCAACAGAGUGGGAAGAAACAUGCUGAGAUUAAUAAUCCUCAAUUUCGGUGCACCAUCUGUAACGUAACCUGCAGUCGUUCAGAGGACUUGAACUGUCACCUCUGGGGAAGGAAGCACUUGGCCCGGAUUCAAGAACUGAAUAGACUUGGACAAAGCGAGCUUGCUUGAGUUGGAUAGUUUCUGCAAUUGAUGCUGAAAUCUUCGCAGAUGUAAAGCAAUUUUACUGAAGCAGCAAGGAGCAAAGGUCAGAGAAAGACCAGAAUUACUGGGUCAAGAAAGUUUUGAAGGUUAGCUUGAUAAGGUAUAGUUUCAAGUUUUCUUGUCACCCAUAUCAUCCUUCUGCCAUCUAAUUGAUCCGAUUCUUCACAUUUUGCGAAUAAUUAAUUAAUCAUGCUAAUAACAUAAUAAACAAAUUAGUCUCAAGACAUUAAAUCGUCCACGAUGUUAGACCAUGAAGUAUAAAUCUCCAUUGUUCAAUGUGAAAGACUGCUGCUGUUUGCAACAAUAUGCAGGGUUGCAAAAUGAUGUCUCCUAUGAAAAAGAGAUGCAUCUUUCAGGUAAGUUGGAAAUGGAAGAAAGUAAAGCAUAAAGGAUGAGCAGUUUGAAUCUGACGCUUCAGUUUCAUACUGUGGCACCAUACUUUGCCACACAGCUACAAUGCUAUGAAGCAAGCCAUUUCUUAUGGAGUGAUUCGGUGCCCAGCUAGCGCUGAGACUUCCAGUGGAACAUCCAUGGUGAACCAACUAAACCACGCUUGGGAGUGUCAAGCACCAUUGAGUUUUCCAACAGAGUAGGCCUCACUUCUCAGCAAAAUACUAUUGCUUAGUAGAAAGUUCUAAACUUUUCAACUUCAACACGAAGAAAAUCGUAUGUAAAUGAUCUUUUUUUCCACCUAAAAUUAAAAACAUUUUUCUAA
This is a messenger RNA of Theobroma umbraticum, 2206 nucleotides long. RefSeq lists its product as uncharacterized. NCBI's taxonomy places the organism in Eukaryota, Viridiplantae, Streptophyta, Magnoliopsida, Malvales, Malvaceae. Gene Ontology annotation, molecular function: zinc ion binding; nucleic acid binding. The record is from RefSeq and is a predicted model, not a curated record.